Molecule: messenger RNA, 5651 nt
Organism: Anguilla rostrata (American eel)
Lineage: Eukaryota; Metazoa; Chordata; Actinopteri; Anguilliformes; Anguillidae
Gene: hmox2b
Product: heme oxygenase 2b
Exons: 6
Coding region: 1539-2558 (339 amino acids)
Biological process (GO): response to oxidative stress; heme oxidation; heme catabolic process
Molecular function (GO): heme binding; heme oxygenase (decyclizing) activity
Source: RefSeq, a predicted model, not a curated record
CUAACAGUAUGCAAGUAGUUUAUUUGCAAUUGUCCAAACUAGACAGGUGACAUGGUUUGUGGUUUUCACCAGCUAAAUUUAGGUAAAAAAUAGCUAUCCGUUUAGAUAAAAUGACACCACUAGAAUAUGCACUUGGCUGCACGAAGUGUUGAAACUGAGAAAAUCUGGCAAAGACAGUACCUCUGGAGCAUGAACUGGAGUGGUUCGUUGGAGAAACAGUCGCGGGAUCAGUGCAAAGAUGACAGCUAACUUGUUGUAGAGUUGGUUCAGUUAGGGACAGCGAAAGCUAACUAGAUAGCAUGUCUUUCCAGCUAAGCAGCUUACUGGGCUAAUAGUUUUAUAUGGACCUGUAACUUUAUUUUGCGGAAUCUAUAUGUCAGUAGAAGAACAUUGUGCCACAUGACACUGCAAUGUGUUUAUUAUUUACAUUUUUUUACUACGGUGUUUUUUAUUGCCCCGGGGGUAGCUGGCUGGAUGGCCAUAGAUGGCUCCAUUGACAUGAACCGAGGGUUAAACACCGUUACUUAAACAAAAACGAAGCAAACGCUAGAAUGGCACAGACGAGUUGCCGUAGCUACGGGUGAAUUUGUAUUGCUUUGUCAGUGCCGUUUUUUCAGUGUAUAGUUUCUAUCCUAGUUAAAUCGCCCAACCCCCUAUGCUUUAGAACUGCGUUGUCACCGCUCUACACGACCGUGCUGUGCUGCGCCAGCUGUUUUCUCUGUGCGAGAUUCUGUUGUUGUUGUUGUUGUUGUUGUCGUCGUCGUCACUCGUGUGCCAGAGUCACGCGGGCGCAGUUCACUUUUUUCACGAGACAAGGUCAGAACUGACACUGAAAUAGUUAAUGCAGCAACUGGACCAAAGUAAUGCGGCGCUGCUUCUCGUGAUUGCCAAUCUGCUUCACAUCAAACCCGUCUUGAAUGUCAUGUCUUGGGAGAGAUCUAUCCACCGACCUCAGCGCAUACUAUGUUAAAGCUAGUAUAUCUCCCCAACCAUACCUUAUCGUGGAGUUCUUGAGCUGAGGUGUUCUUGAGUGCGGCUUGUUUUAUUCUUUGUGGCCUUGUCAUUCAUGAAGAUGACACUGCAAACAAAAUAAAUGUUCUGCGAUAGCGUUGAUUGACAUCUCUGGCUGCAGGCACUGCAGGAUGUACUAUAACAUACAGGCAAAUGACAAACUGAAUGAUGAGCAGAAUGCCUUGAUUUUCCCUUUGACAUGCUUGUGUAAGUGUGUAUAGUAUGUUUUGUAUGCAACUGGAGAAUCAGUUUAAUGAUGCAGGAUUUAGGAACACAGAGCAUGUGAGCACCUUCUUUUUGAAUGAUACCAGAUACCGAGUAAUGCUCUUCGGGACAAAGCCGGAGUCUGACCGAUUGUUAGAAGUAGCAGCUGUUUCAAUUUGACCUGUUCGGUCUCUGCAGUGAUGUCACUAUCUUGUGUGCAGUGGGACGGGAUGUGACUAAUUGGCAUACAACUUUCUGUCACGGUUGCAUCGAGUGGACUUUCAGAUACAUCAUUAUGCCUCUGUGGAGUGGGGAAACAACGGAUGGGGUUUCGCUCAUGUGUGAAUGAACGUGAAGACAGACAGACCGACACAGACGGAACGAUGCCUGCAGAGAAAAUGGAGGAUUCUGGGAAGGAGGAGGGAAUUUCCAACGGCGAUGGGGUGGUCUAUGAAGAGAACGAGGUGGAAGAGAGUGUCAGGCCCGAGGACCUGUCGGAGCUGCUGGCUGCAGGGACCAAGGAGUCCCACGAGAAGGCGGAGAACACGCAGUUUGUCAAGGACUUCCUCAGGGGCCGGAUCCGCAGGGAACUCUUUAAGCUGGGCACGGUGGCCCUGUACUUCACCUACACGGCCAUGGAGGAGGAGAUCGAGCGGAACAAGGAGCACGCCGCCAUCGCGCCGCUCUACUUCCCCGCCGAGAUCCACCGGCACGAGGCGCUGGCCCGGGACCUGGAGCACUUCUACGGGGAGGACUGGGAGGGCCAGGUCAGCUGCUCCCCGGCCGCCCAGCGCUACGCGGAGCGCAUCCGCGAGGUGGGGCGCUCCGACCCCGCCCUGCUGGUGGCGCACGCCUACACCCGCUACAUGGGCGACCUGUCGGGCGGGCAGGUGCUGAAGAAGGUGGCGCAGAGGGCCCUGAAGCUGCCCGCCACGGGCGAGGGCGUCAACUUCUACCAGUUCGACGGCAUCCACAGCGCCAAGGCCUUCAAGCAGCUGUACCGCAGCCGCAUGAACGAGCUGGACCUGGACCGGCCCACCAAGGAGAGGAUCGUGGCCGAGGCCAACCUGGCCUUCCAGUUCAACAUGGAGGUGUUCUCUGAGCUGGAGGAGAUCGGGAAAACCCUGCAGGAUGAAGUUCUGGAUGCAGGGAUGCCCGUUCACGGGGACAUGCAGGGAGACAUCAACAAAUGCCCCUACUACGCUGCCAAAAUGGCGGCCGGCGGGGGAGCAUCGUACGUCUGUCAGGCGGUCACGGCUGCCCUCCGGCAUCCCACCGGUCAAGUCCUGCUGGCCGCCUGGGUCGCCGCCCUUGCCGGAUUGGUCGCCUGGUACCUCAUGUGACCCGGCAUCGUCAAACAGCCAAUCGCAGCCCUCCAAGAAGCAAGCAAGGAAGGAUGACUGGAAAGGUGGGGGGAGGGGGGGGGGGUGGAGUUUAAAGACUUGGGUUCAUGGACCUCGAAUGGUUUCCUCCCUCCAUUUCUCAGUCCCGCCUCUUUCCGCUGACGUCACUAGCCCUUCCGCCCCGUCCAGUCAUGUUCACCGGCCACCUCCCAUAGUCCCUUGUGGCUGUCACAGGCUGUCACAAAAACGCAAAAAAAAAAAAAGGUGUUCCUCAGAAAGGUAGCUAUGUUCUCCUUUUCAAAAAGAAUAUUAGUGGAUCCAUUGUUGGAUUUAAAAAAAAAUCUUUUUUUUUUUCGUGUCAGUUUUUUUUCUUUCGUGCUGUUCGGGAUCCAGAACAGCAAGAUGAAGGUUUUUUUUUCAUGACUGGGGAAUUGUGCCCCCAUAGUCAUUUGAAGUUUGACCUGGUGGCUUUUUUUCUGGGGCUGAUAUGCAGUGAAAGUCACCCCUGCUCUGUCAGAUUUUAUGGUUUUUGUGCUGUUAGUUGCUAUUUUUAGUGGUUCCCCCAACCGAUAAAGCCUUGCCAGGAUUCCAAAUUCUCCGGACGGUUAUACUGAGCAGUUUGGCUGAAAAGCUACAAUGUGCCCCAGAUAUGAGCCUCGCAAAUUUAAUGGGGAAAAUGUUUUUCGUUUUCCAAAUUACUGUGCUGUAGGCUGUGGUGUGGUGAAUCCUAGAAUCACUUCUGCCUGUCAGGUCAAUAUUUUGAUUUUGCCUUGAAGACGGUCAUUGAACAGAGUAUGAUGUACAAACCAGGCAUUUUCCCCAUUCCCACAUUGAACAAAGUCACUCUUCUCUGGAGUGUUUUUUUAGACAUCUAGAUUGAUGCCGUAAAUUAGGUUUUUUAUUUGCAUGAUUUUAUUCUUUUAAGUUUAUAUUUCCUGGGUGAGAUCAGGGUUUUUCUGUUAAGCAUAGUUUUUUAAGUUGUUAAAAAACAAUGGCGGCUAUUCAUUUCUGAAAUGUCUAAAAAAAGAAUAACAAAAAACCCCAUCUGUAAGUCCUAUCCCAUUGUUUCUCCAUCAUGUCAGCUGAUGCAGUGUUAUUCGCUGGUUUCACGUGAUGUCACUUCCUCUAUUUUUCCCUCAUGAAGGUCCUAGCACAAGGAGUUGUCGUAGACCAUCUAAGCUCCUGACCUGUGCUUGUUUUGGUUCUGCGUUUCUGGGUUAGCUGCACUAGGCAUCAGGAAGUUCAAUGAGUUAGAGGUGUGCUUGAAGAGCCAUCAGAGAGAAACCCGUAAACACGCUCAUCUCACACUCAUCGCUUGUUCAUCACCACAUCAACGGUUCGGCCCGUUCAGGUGAGAUUUGAGUCGCUGGACUCAACGAUGGCUGAGGAGCGAUGCCUACAUGUUUUCGUGCUUCAGACUUGUAUGCACUUUGGUUCUUUAUGAAGUCUGAGUAGAUACUGCCCCCUGUCAUUUACUGUUUUUCUUUAGGAGAAAAAUGAAUGGAGCCGUUGGCAUUUGUAUUAUUUUUAUUUUUAAAAACGGAUAAAAACAGAGUAUUACGCGCGAGACGGGAACUGCGCUCGGAUGUGCCAUGCGUACGGUGAGCGGUGACCCUGUCUCCUCCUGUCACCAUGGAGACGCGCGAGCGAGAGCUGCGAAACCCAUCCAGUCCGUCCUGCAAACCACCACCCAACAGUAAGGCUGCGCUUGGAGAGAGAGAGAAAAAAAGAAAACGAGCAGCUCAAUUACGCUCGCACCCAACACAAAAGCACACUUUUUCCAAAGGCUUUUAUGAAACCCCCACGUGCCGGAGCGCGAUGGUACGUCUUCUCUCAGAGCUGAGCGCACCGUGUUAUGGUGGCUGACAGAGUGAUACAGUUUCUUUGCUCUCUUACCCUUUUUUUUUUUUCUUUCUUUUUUUAAAUGACGCGUCACUGCAUGUCGGCCAUUUUAAAAUGCUGGUGCUGCUCACGAGUUCUGUGAAUAGAAGCAGCCUCACUCUCGUGAAGAUGUGUAUGCUUUAUGAAGGCCUUAGGAAGGUGCAUGUGAAGUGUGACAUCAUCACUAUAUAAAUCUGUUACGGCUGCUGCUCAAUGCACUAGUAAUUUGUCAUAGAAUAUAAAUAUACGAAUAAUAUGCAUCCACACAUGUAUGUAUGCAUUUAUAUUUAUAAAAAAUGCAGGCUUGAAAUGUAGCCCUCUGUUCUGUUGUGUACUUGUAAUCUUUGGAUGGGGAAAUGGAUAGAUUUCCCUGUCCCAUCACUAGGGUCAGUUGAUUAACACUUAAAUAUUAUAUCCCAGAGUUCUCUGCUGGAAGAUGGAAAACGAAACACAUUAGCAGGUUAUUGCUAUCUAAUGUCAUUACUCUUAUAUUUCAUUUUUUCCCAUUUAUGUCCUUUAAACCUAUUUGUAGUGGCUGGUGUGGUCCAAAGAACAUUAGGGAAGGAACAGUGAGAAGGAACUUUUAAUUGUUCUUCACUCCUCUUUUCCAAUGCAAAGGUACACUCACUGGUACCACCAUCCACAGCCAAAGCACAAUGUUCAAUUGCGCUUUUCUUUACUCUUAAUCUGAUUGGUUAAUGGUUACUUUCCUGGCCCCAAAGAGAGGAAUUGUGGGUAUUUACUUGGCUAAAAAGGGAGAAGGUUUGCAGUAUCAAACAGGAAGCGCGCAGUUCCCUCACAUUUCUCAAACUGUACGUUGCAGUAGCGUUCCUCCAUUUUGAAGUAGUAUUUGUAGUAUUAACAAUGGGGAUGAAACAGCUUGUGUAGCGUGUUCUGUUGUCAGCAUGACGACGCCAGUUUCAGUAAUAGCAGCUGUUAGGAGAGGAGCGUUCUGUGUUGGACCAACAGGAAAGGGUGUUCUGGGUUACUGGGCUGAGCUUUCCCUGUUUUACCUCAGUUCAGCAGGAAGCCUGACCAGAGUCAUUACGGUUAGUCUGAUUAGUCUAGCAUGAAUAACAACGAAAGAUGAACACGAAUGCAGCAGGUCUCAACUGUGUGCAAAAUAUUAAUAAAAAAACUAAUUAUUUGUGAUGGUUAACAAGAACAUACAGUUUCACCUGUGUAAUGAAAUAAAAACAUAAAAAUGUUGAA